This is a messenger RNA of Seminavis robusta, 687 nucleotides long. The record is from the annotation of a GenBank genome assembly. Lineage: Eukaryota; Bacillariophyta; Bacillariophyceae; Naviculales; Naviculaceae.
UUUUCACAUCGCUUUCUCUACUGUCCGAUCAAAGAUGUAAUGUUGCUGUUGAACAAACAAGAAGUGUCAUCAGAACUACGAUAUUCACCAACAGGUCAGGCUUAUCUUGAGAACCAGGCGCUCCACUAUCUGUGUCGAAACAAAGAUCUAGAGAAUGUGUCAGUGAAGCGGUUUUACGAGCUUUACGAGGAACGACCAAUGAAGAGUGUCACAGGCGGAAGCGUCAGGCGAACUGAUGAGGAGAAAUGGCCUUUUAUGGCUGACACUAGGCAUUUCGUGCAUCCAUCAGCGAUCAAAGGAAACGACGGGGUGUUAACUGGUGAAACUUCAGCGGGAGUAAUUUUGAGGAAAGAAGAAGCAUUGGUUCGGGUUCCACAAUGGGCCUUCUCAGAUGCAGGCGGUUUUGGUGCGAAUAUCCUGACGUGUCCUACUGGCGAACUGAACCAGGCAAUGGAUACUUAUGCGGAAGUGCUAUUGGCUUUGUACUUGCCGCAUCGAUGUUUGGCUGAUUUAAAGAAGUCCGUACCCCAGACCAACUAUGCUUUCGCUGAAAGACUUCGUGAAGUGUAUGAAUACGAUGUUCUGAGAAAAGCGAAUAAGAAGAACCCGUCGUCUUCUCAGAAGGAACCUGUCAUUCAUCCAGAACAUUCAAGACACCGCUUUCAACAAACCCGAGGUAUAAGGUGA